Closterium sp. Naga37s-1 is the source of this 1212-nucleotide messenger RNA. NCBI's taxonomy places the organism in Eukaryota, Viridiplantae, Streptophyta, Zygnematophyceae, Desmidiales, Closteriaceae. The record is from the annotation of a GenBank genome assembly.
AUGCCACACCCUUCCAUCCCAUGCCACACCCUUCCAUCCCAUGCCACACCCUUCCAUCCCAUGCCACACCCUUCCAUCCCAUGCCACACCCUUCCAUCCCAUGCCACACCCUUCCAUCCCAUGCCACACCCUUCCAUCCCAUGCCACACCCUUCCAUCCCAUGCCACACCCUUCCAUCCCAUGCCACACCCUUCCAUCCCAUGCCACACCCUUCCAUCCCAUGCCACACCCUUCCAUCCCAUGCCACACCCUUCCAUCCCAUGCCACACCCUUCCAUCCCAUGCCACACCCUUCCAUCCCAUGCCACACCCUUCCAUCCCAUGCCACACCCUUCCAUCCCAUGCCACACCCUUCCAUCCCAUGCCACACCCUUCCAUCCCAUGCCACACCCUUCCAUCCCAUGCCACACCCUUCCAUCCCAUGCCACACCCUUCCAUCCCAUGCCACACCCGUCCAUCCCAUGCCACACCCUUCCAUCCCAUGCCACACCCUUCCAUCCCAUGCCACACCCUUCCAUCCCAUGCCACACCCUUCCAUCCCAUGCCACACCCUUCCAUCCCAUGCCACACCCUUCCAUCCCAUGCCACACCCUUCCAUCCCAUGCCACACCCUUCCAUCCCAUGCCACACCCUUCCAUCCCAUGCCACACCCUUCCAUCCCAUGCCACACCCUUCCAUCCCAUGCCACACCCUUCCAUCCCAUGCCACACCCUUCCAUCCCAUGCCACACCCGUCCAUCCCAUGCCACACCCUUCCAUCCCAUGCCACACCCUUCCAUCCCUUGCCACACCCUUCCAUCCCAUGCCACACCCUUCCAUCCCAUGCCACACCCUUCCAUCCCAUGCUCCCUUCAGGGCUGCGGUCACUCUUCACAGUGAUCGCCACCAGCAUGGCGGACCUGCACUACCUGCAGCCAGCCAUCGCAGUCGUGCUCGGCUUUAUUGGUUCUAAGAUCCUAGCCGAGUUCUGUGACCCAUCUGCACUGCCUACCUACACCCGGCCGGCCGUAGCAGUGGUGGUUGAGGUCAUCGGCUGCAAGAUCCUCGCAGCGUUCUGCGCCUGCGCGUACCAACAGAGGCCUGCACGUACCAACGGAGGCCUGCAUGUUCCAACAGAGGUCUCGCUAGGUGUGGUGGCGUCGCUGCUGGCAGGAGGAGUGUUCUUCAGCCUUAGAUUCCCUCGCACAGAGGGAGAUGAUAAAGAGGGGUUGUAG